AUGACAGGUUUAGGAUCUCCUUGUGGAGCUUGCAAGUUCUUGAGGAGAAAGUGUGUUAAGGGUUGUGUAUUUGCUCCAUAUUUCUGUCAUGAACAAGGUGCCACACACUUUGCUGCAAUCCAUAAGGUGUUUGGUGCAAGUAAUGUUUCUAAACUCCUUGCACAUCUCCCAGUCACUGAUCGAUGUGAAGCUGCAGUUACAAUCUCAUAUGAAGCUCAAGCAAGGCUUCAAGAUCCAAUAUAUGGUUGUGUUUCUUACAUUUUUGCACUUCAACAACAGGUUGUUAAUCUACAAGCACAGUUGAUCUCUCUCAAAGCACAAGCAGCACAAAGCCCUGUUAAUGUUAAUGUCUCUACCAGCACUUCAUAUCCACAAGAUGUUCAAGGAUUGCUUCAUUUAGAGGAAUCAAGGAUUCCACCUCAAUUCCAUCAUCAGAAUCCAACCAAUAAUUAUACUGAAACCAUGUUAAACUACAACAAUAUUGGUUUCAUGGAUCACAACUCUAUGGGUGGUGAUUAUCAAAUUCCAGUCAUGCCUGAAGAGAAUCACUCUUUUAGUACUGGUUUUGUUGAAGACCCAUCUCAUUCUCAUUCUCAUUCUCAUUCUCAUCUCAUGGCUUCUCUUGAUAUGCAAAAUAACACCAGGAAAUGGGCUUUUCAAGACACAGAUGAAGAAGACCUUCAAUCAGUUGCUUUCUCUUAUCUUCAACGUUCAUGA
Messenger RNA from Telopea speciosissima, 717 nucleotides. Its product is annotated as LOB domain-containing protein 29-like. Lineage: Eukaryota; Viridiplantae; Streptophyta; Magnoliopsida; Proteales; Proteaceae. The coding region runs from base 1 to 717 and encodes 238 amino acids. The transcript is spliced from 2 exons. Gene Ontology annotation, biological process: positive regulation of DNA-templated transcription; hormone-mediated signaling pathway. The record is from RefSeq and is a predicted model, not a curated record. Gene Ontology annotation, cellular component: nucleus.